AUGAAAAUCAAUUCUUUACAAUAUGAUUGUUUGAAUUAUUAUUAUAUUUAUCAUAAAGAAGUCGCUUAUCAAGGAUUAUUAGAUAUGAUCGAUGAAGUUAUUCCAUAUUGUUUUCGUCCAGCAAAUAACUUCAAUGAAUCAUUCGAAGAUGUUGUCAAUCCACUUUCUCAAAAGUUAAGUUUUGAAGAACUACGUUUGGCCAACAUCACUUCACAACAACUUCUCUCGUGGUCAAUUGCAAUUGAUGUGGCUGAACGAUAUCAAUUCUAUUUGAAUGAACCGAAAUUUUUAUUGAAUGAGCAUGUCUACAAUUGUACUGAGCCAUGGUUUGGUCUUCGUUGUCAAUAUUCAUUUGAGUUUGGUGAAUCAAUGUUCUUUAACCAAAUUGUUAAAGAUGAAUUUCUUGGAAGAAAACCGUACUCCGAGUCAUCUGAUAUAAUGGUUCAGAUGCCAUGCUAUAUUUUUCUAAAAUGCCAUCGUAAUGGUCAGUUUUGGUGUCUUGAUUGGCGUGAAGUUUGUGAUGGGAAUGUUGAUUGUUACGAUGAAGGUCUCGAUGAGGAAUCUUGCUUCGAUAUGGAAUUAAAUGAAUGUAAAGAAGAUGAAUAUCGAUGCCACAAUGGUUUGUGCAUUUCAAAUGAUUUAUGGGAAGAAGGUAAAGGUGAUGCCGAUUGUCUCGAUCGAUCGGAUGAAGUACUAGAUGCCUCAUAUAUUGAGCUUUGUUUUCAAGAUCCGACAUUUCGUUGUGAAGAACAUUCUUGCAGACCCAAUGCUGAUAAAUUUCCAUGUGGAGAUGGACAAUGUGUUCCGAAAUUUAAAACAUGUCCCAAUGGCCGCCAUGUACUACUGAUAGAAUCAAUGACAGCUAAAGGUCAUCUGACAAAUGAAUGCUGGACUGCUAUGGUCUGUCUCACCAAACUUGUUGAGCAAGUUAAUGGAACUUUAUGUGAACGAUGGAUAAUGAACAAUUUAGCUUAUGAGUUUCUGAAACAAUGUGAUUAUUUCUUUCAAUUUCCAAUUAUUCCAAUUCAUUCUGCUCAUAUUCGUUUCUUCUAUGAAAAUUGUCAUUUGAAACCAACUUUGAAACUGUUUUUUAUACCCGAUUAUAUUUGUUAUGAUCAACAAUUAUGUGAUUCUAUCAUACCUCAAUUAGUUCAUGAAAAUCUUACGUGUCUACAGAAUCAUACAUUGUUACUGGAAUUGGAUAGAAUUCAAAACGGGACUUAUGCAUGUGUAUCUCCUAUCAAUUACACAGUGAUUUGUUUGUCUGCUGAACAAGUUAAUGAUGGAAAAGAAGUCGAUUGUCUUGGAGCAGCAGAUGAACAACAAGAAUGUCGAUGGGAAUAUCCUACGAGAGAAUUUUCUCUUUGGUUUCGCUGUUCAAACGAUGACGUAUGUUUACAAUCAUCUAAAUUAUGUGACAAUAACUUGAAUUGUCCAUUGGGUGAUGAUGAACAUUUCUGCAACAAUCUUACAAUUAGAUGUGACAAAGGAUCAGUACACAAUCGUAGUGAAAUUGAAGAAGUUCUUUGUGGACUGAGCGAAGCUGAAAAUGAUAGAAUUGAAUACUUUUCUGUGCACACAUCAUCCAACUAUCCUUCAUCAGAAGAGAAUAUCUUUGAUGAAACCAUUCAUUGGCCAAUAGAACGACAUCCUUUGGUAAAUAUCAAUGCAUCUCGAGUUAAAGAUAACUUGUGGGCAUGGUAUUGCAAUCGUGGACUCAUUAUUCAUACAUUGAUCGAAAACAAUAGUUGUGAUAAGACAUGUAUGUGUCCACCUAGCUAUUAUGGUCAUUUAUGUCAAUAUCAAAAUCAACGAAUUAGUUUAACAUUACGAUUAAGUUCAAUUGAUACACAUGCUACAUAUGCUUUUGUUAUUAUGUUGAUCGAUGACAAUGAUGAAGAACAAAAGAUUGAUGCUCGUUUUGAUUUGACUUGUUUCAUCGAUGAAUUCUAUAUUUGUUUAUGUACAAAUGAUCAUCAUGCUAAUUGUAUGGAAUUCAAUCAUGAUAGAAAUUUUCAAUGUAUAUUGAAUAAUCAUUGUGCAAAUGAAGCACAAUGUUUACAAGAUCAUCCGAUUUGUCCAUCUACAAGGAUUUGUAUAUGUCCCAAUUGUUUUUUUGGUAAUAAAUGUCAAUUUUAUGCAAAAGGUCUUGGUUCAACAUUGGAUGAAAUCUUAGGUUAUGAGUUUAAACAUAAUACAAUCUUAUCUAAACAAUCUUAUAGAAUAAAAGUGAGUGUUGUUAUCACAAUCUUGAUAUUUGUAAUAGACAACUGGCUUAAUGCUUGUGUAGCAAUAGAACGAACAGUUUCUGUAUUUCAAGGAGUUUAUUUUAACAAGAAUAAAAGCAAACAAAUUGCCUAUUAUAUAAUUAUAUUAUUAUUUGUUUUUAUCUUCUGUCUUUCUAUUACACAAUUAGUUAAGCUUCAUGUAUUUGAAGAUAAAAUAGAAGAACGAAGUUGGUGUGUUGUUACUUAUUCAUCAUGGUUACAAACCUAUAGUUCAAUUUGGACAUUUUUUCAUUAUUUUGCUCCAUUAUUUAUCAAUCUACUCUCAGCAUUAUUAAUUAUCAUAAAAACUACUCAUCAACGAGUUGGCACUCAAACUAGUCUUAGUUUCUUGAUCCUGCUUAGACAUAAAUUAAAAAAAUAUAAAUAUCUUCUAAUUAGUCCUGCUAUUAUCUUAAUUUUAACAUUACCUCAUUUUAUUAUUUCAAUUAUAUUGGAUUGUAAUAAAUCAUCUCAUUUAUUUUGGUUUUAUCUUAUUGGUUAUUUUCUUUCAUUUAUUCCGGCAGCAUUUAUUUUUAUAAUCUUUGUUGUAUCAUCACCACUUUACAGACAAGAAUUUAAGAAAACUCAAAUGCUCUUCUAA
This is a messenger RNA of Rotaria sordida, 2868 nucleotides long. The record is from the annotation of a GenBank genome assembly. Lineage: Eukaryota; Metazoa; Rotifera; Eurotatoria; Philodinida; Philodinidae.